GUAAUGGUGGAGUAAAGAACGAUUGAAGGAUAAAAUGGAAUGAAUUAAAUACAUUUAUUUAUCAGUUGCUAGUUGUUGUCAUAAAAUAAUCAUAUCAUCAUGCCUAAGUUAACAGACACUAUGUGUAAAGCCGAAAAAUUUACACAUUACUUGCCGAACACAUUGAAAUACAAGAUUUUACUACCCCCUGUUUUGAAAAACAGUGUUUCCACUAAAAAGGAUUUGAGGAGCAACAAGCCAGUAUGUGUGAAAGAAAUUGCAGUAUUAAUGGCUUGUUUGAAGAAAGAAGAAUUUAAAAAUAACACCUGCGUGAAAGAAUAUCUCAAGUUUAAUGAAUGUGUUGAAGAAUCAACAGAAGAACUUGCCAAAAUGAGAGAAGCCCAGAGAAAGGGUUUACAAAUAGAAGGAAGCAAUAAAUUCCCUGCAAUACAGGUCAAUAAAACAUUAAGAAGAUUUCCUCAAAAGCCAGCAGUCUUUGAAUUAACAAAGAGACAAAACCCAGAGCACAAGAAAAAGUAAAAUAUAUAUAUAUCUGUAAGAGUGUUGUUAGUGUGUAAGAUUUGACUGUAAAUUAAAUGUUUUUACAUUACAAAAA
Messenger RNA from Lottia gigantea (owl limpet), 595 nucleotides. RefSeq lists its product as hypothetical. NCBI's taxonomy places the organism in Eukaryota, Metazoa, Mollusca, Gastropoda, Lottiidae. Bases 100 to 519 code for a protein of 139 amino acids. The record is from RefSeq and is a predicted model, not a curated record. Gene Ontology annotation, cellular component: mitochondrial ribosome; nucleoplasm; mitochondrion. The transcript is spliced from 4 exons. Gene Ontology annotation, molecular function: RNA binding. Gene Ontology annotation, biological process: mitochondrial translation.